GAGCAGUAGGAGUGAUUGGUUCAUACUGAGCCCCACCUCUUUGAAGCUGGAAGGUUGUCACAGUAUUUAAACUACUAGUACACUCACCAGAGCUUUGUACUGAGGUGCUGAGCAGAGACAAGUGGACUUCCAUUUGUUCUAGAUAAGCCAUCAGCUAUCCAUCAUUAUGUCGGGGAAGCCCAAACUUCACUACUUCAAUGGACGAGGCAGAAUGGAAUCCAUCAGGUGGCUCCUGGCUGCAGCUGGAGUAGAGUUUGAAGAGAAAUUUAUAGAAACUCCGGAAGACCUAGAAAAGUUAAGAAAUGAUGGGAGUUUGCUGUUCCAGCAAGUGCCAAUGGUUGAAAUUGAUGGGAUGAAGCUGGCACAGAGCAGAGCCAUUCUCAACUACAUUGCCAGCAAAUAUGACCUCUAUGGGAAGGACUUAAAGGAGAGAGCCUUGAUUGAUAUGUAUUCAGAAGGAAUAUCAGAUCUGGGUGAAAUGAUUAUCACUUUGCCACUGUGUCCACCUGAUCAAAAAGUAUCCAAAAUUGCUCUGAUCAAGGAGAAGACAUCAAAUCGUUAUUGCCCUGCCUUUGAAAAGGUAUUAAAGAGCCAUGGGCAAGACUACCUGGUUGGCAACAGACUGAGCAAGGCUGAUAUACUUCUGGUUGAAGUUCUCUACUAUGUGGAUGAGAUUGACUCGAGUCUUCUGGCCAGCUUUCCUCUGCUCAAGGCCUUUAGAACCAGAAUCAGCAACCUUCCUAAGGUGAAGAAGUUUCUGCAGCCUGGUAGUCAGAGAAAGCCUCCAAUAGAUGAGAAAGCUUUAGAACAAGCGAAGAAGAUUUUUGGUAUCAAGUAAAUGUGUUCUCCUAGUACAAUCAGAAGUAAUCUUCUAAAACUUUCCAACAAUGAAGUUCCUCACCUAAAUGUUGAUUUUGACUAUUGUGAAAUCAAUAAACUAUUCGAAAAACUUUA
Erinaceus europaeus (western European hedgehog) is the source of this 954-nucleotide messenger RNA. RefSeq names its product glutathione S-transferase A2-like. The record is from RefSeq and is a predicted model, not a curated record. NCBI's taxonomy places the organism in Eukaryota, Metazoa, Chordata, Mammalia, Eulipotyphla, Erinaceidae. Gene Ontology annotation, molecular function: glutathione transferase activity. Bases 167 to 838 code for a protein of 223 amino acids. Gene Ontology annotation, cellular component: cytosol; extracellular exosome. Gene Ontology annotation, biological process: glutathione metabolic process; xenobiotic metabolic process. The transcript has 7 exons.